Anopheles marshallii is the source of this 1092-nucleotide messenger RNA. RefSeq names its product sorbitol dehydrogenase-like. The coding region runs from base 1 to 1092 and encodes 363 amino acids. The record is from RefSeq and is a predicted model, not a curated record. The transcript has 2 exons. NCBI's taxonomy places the organism in Eukaryota, Metazoa, Arthropoda, Insecta, Diptera, Culicidae. Gene Ontology annotation, biological process: D-sorbitol catabolic process. Gene Ontology annotation, molecular function: zinc ion binding; L-iditol 2-dehydrogenase (NAD+) activity.
AUGGCUCAGCGGAUGGUUAAAAAUCUGGCCGGUGUGGUUCAUGGAGUUGAAGAUUUCCGUGUGGAAGAAAUCCCAAUACCCCGGCCACGUAAUCAUGAGGUUCUGAUCGAGAUGGAUUGUGUGGGAAUUUGUGGCUCGGAUGUGCACUACAUCUCGCACGGUGGAUUUGGCGAUUACCAACUGAAGGACAAGCUAGUGCUUGGCCACGAAUCGUCCGGCGUGGUGAUGGAAAUUGGACGACACGUAACGAAUUUGAAGGUUGGCGACCGUGUUGCCAUCGAACCAGCCAUUGGGUGCCGGACGUGCCGUCACUGUAAGGCCGGUCGGUACAAUCUCUGCCCGGAUGGUAUCUACUGUGCGACGACCGGCCACGGGAAUUUGUGCAACUAUUACACGCACGCGGCCGACUGCUGUUUUAAAUUGCCACCGAAUGUCACGAUGGAGGAGGGCGCACUACUGGAACCGCUGGCCGUGGCCGUACACUGCUGUCGACGGGGUGGAGUUGGAAUCGGUAAUACGGUGCUGGUUCUGGGCGCCGGACCGAUCGGGCUCGUUACGCUGCUAGUAGCAAAAGCGAUGGGAGCGGCCAAGGUGUGCGUCAUUGAUCUGUUGGAAAGCAAGCUCGAGCUGGCGAAAACUCUCGGCGCCGAUGCAACAUUGGCCGUCAGUGGACACGAUGCCCAGGAAGAUGUUGUCAAACGCAUUCAUCUUCUGCUCGGUACGGCCCCUGAUAUUAGCAUCGAAUGUACUGGGGCCGAAGCCUGCGUACAGCUGAGUAUUGCAGCUACCGUUCCGGGCGGUGUAGUGACGCUGGUCGGUAUCGGAGCCAUACAACAGCGCAUUCCGAUCACAACCGCUCUGGUACGUGAGAUCGACAUUAGAACGGCGUUUCGCUAUGCAAACUGCUACCCAGCAGCACUGGCAAUGGUGGCCAACGGUACGAUCGAUGCACUCAAACUCAUCACGCAUCAUUACGAUCUGGCGGAAUCGGAACAAGCGUUCAAGACCGCACGGUACGGUCUGGACGGUGCGAUAAAGGUAAUGAUCCACUGUCAGCCAAGAAACAAAAACAAUCCCAAGCGAAAGGUGUAA